Molecule: messenger RNA, 995 nt
Organism: Schizophyllum commune H4-8
Lineage: Eukaryota; Fungi; Basidiomycota; Agaricomycetes; Agaricales; Schizophyllaceae
Product: acetyl-CoA synthetase-like protein
Exons: 5
Biological process (GO): fatty acid metabolic process
Molecular function (GO): medium-chain fatty acid-CoA ligase activity
Source: RefSeq, a predicted model, not a curated record
AUGAGCCCCCAGCAGUGCCACGAAGUCAAGACGACUAACACCUUUGUCGACGUCCCCCUCGAGGACAACCUUCCCCUCGCCCACGUUGUCGACUUUCAUCUCGAGCAUAACCCGGACAAGACGUGCUAUGCGUGCGCUGAGUCCGACGGCACCGUCCGCGAGAUCACCUACCGCGAGUUCGGCCGCGCCGUGCAUCGCGCUGCUCACGCCUUGCGCCCUGCGCACCAGGGCGCGGACGGCGCCGUCGUCGCGAUUAUUGCACUCUCCGACACCGUCCUCUACCACGCCAUCACCAUCGGCUUGAUGAAGGCCGGGCUCGUGCCGUUCCCCAUCUCGCCUCGCCUCGCCGCCCCCGCGGUGGCGAACCUGCUGCGCACGUCGGGCUCCCGACACCUCGUUACGACGCAGCAGACACUACACAUGCUCGUCGCCGAGCUCAAGGCAGAGCUCGGCGAGGAGUACGGGCUGGUCAUCGAUGAGAUGCCCGCGCUCGACACCAUCUAUCCUCACCUGGCGUUGAAGAAGGCAGAGGACGUGUUCAAGCCUUACCCGGCGUCUGCGGUCGCAGCGAAGCCGGAGGACAUGCAGCUCUACCUGCAUUCGUCCGGGAGCACCGGGUUCCCCAAGGCCAUUGGGCAUACCCGCGCCAGCAUCCAGGGUUGGACAAGACUUGCGAGCGUCACGGACAUCCGCCGCUUCACCCCGCGCCCGCGCUUCGCCUCGCACAUCCUCCCCGCCUUCCACGGCUUCGGGCUCUGGGCGCAGGUCUUUGUACCGUUGUACGGCGGUGCGGAGUCCGCGCUGUUUUACCCAGUGGUCAGGACUCCCACAGAGGUGCCCCCGCCGCCGACGCCGGACGCUCAGUUGGAAACCGCUCGCGCGAGCAAGUCUACCGCGGUUGUCACAGUCCCGGCGUACGUGCACCAGUGGGCGGAGGACCCGAGUGCGGUGGAGUACUUGAGCACCAUUCGCGUAGGCCUACGGCGGCGGACCCC